Messenger RNA from Hypanus sabinus (Atlantic stingray), 3837 nucleotides. It is a transcript of the gene myo1eb, whose product is annotated as myosin IEb. Lineage: Eukaryota; Metazoa; Chordata; Chondrichthyes; Myliobatiformes; Dasyatidae. The transcript has 28 exons. Gene Ontology annotation, molecular function: actin filament binding; ATP binding; microfilament motor activity. The record is from RefSeq and is a predicted model, not a curated record. Gene Ontology annotation, biological process: actin filament organization; vesicle transport along actin filament. Gene Ontology annotation, cellular component: microvillus; plasma membrane; myosin complex. The coding region runs from base 188 to 3478 and encodes 1096 amino acids.
GCGGUAACCAGUUCCUGAGGCAGCACGGCGGGGGAAGGAUUGCCUGUGACUGGCCAUCAAGCGGGUGAUCUAUGGCCCGAGACGGGGAGACGACACCGCCGCAGUUUUAAGACCUUUCUCUUGCCAAAGGCCACUGGACGAAACCCAGGAAGGUGAAGGUUGACCCAGUUUUCUGAAUUGCUGCAAGAUGGGCAGCAAGGAGCGAUAUCACUGGCAGGCACAGAAUGUCAGGCACUCCGGGGUGGAUGACAUGGUACUGCUCUCCAAGGUUACAGAUGAUGCCAUUGUGGCCAACCUCAAGAAACGCUACAUGGACGAUUACAUCUUCACAUACAUCGGUCCUGUUCUCAUCUCUGUCAAUCCCUUCAAACCAAUGCCGUACUUCACUGACCAGGAGAUCGAGCUAUACCAGGGUGCGGCUCAGUAUGAAAAUCCCCCUCACAUCUACGCCUUGGCGGACAACAUGUACCGUAACAUGAUGAUCGACUGUGAGAACCAGUGUGUUAUCAUCAGUGGGGAAAGUGGAGCUGGCAAAACAGUGGGCGCCAAGUUCAUAAUGAGCUACAUCUCCAAGGUGUCGGGAGGAGGCCCCAAGGUUCAGCAAGUGAAGGAUAUCAUCCUGAAGUCGAACCCUUUAUUGGAGGCCUUUGGGAACGCAAAGACUGUGCGGAACAAUAACUCCAGCCGGUUUGGCAAAUACUUUGAGAUCCAGUUCAGCCGGGGUGGGGAACCGGACGGGGGCAAGAUCUCCAACUUCCUCUUGGAGAAAUCCCGGGUAGUGUCGCAGAAUCCUGGGGAACGCAACUUCCACAUCUACUACCAGCUGCUGGAGGGGGCAGAUGCGGAGGAGAGGACAAACCUGGGUGUGACGACACCUAAUUAUUACUAUUACCUCAACCAGUCGGCCACCUACAACAUCGACGAUGUCAGUGACAAGCAGGAGUUUGCUGAGACAUUGAACGCCAUGACGGUGAUCGGGCUCUCCCCGAGCGAGCGUACCAGUGUUCUUCAGAUCGUGGCCGGCAUCCUUCACCUUGGCAACAUCGCCUUCCAGGAGGAGGGCAACUACGCUGUGGUGGAGAGCGAGGACUUCCUCGCCUUCCCUGCCUACCUGUUGGGCAUAGACCAGGCGGGGCUGAAGGAGAAGCUGAUCAGCCGCACCAUGGACAGCAAGUGGGGUGGCAAGUCGGAGACCAUCGAUGUAACCCUGAACGUGGAGCAGGCCAACUUCACUCGUGACGCCCUGUCCAAGGCGCUGUACGCCCGACUCUUCGACUACCUGGUGGAUGCCAUCAACAAAGCCAUUCAGAAGGACCACGAAGAGUUCAACAUCGGAGUGCUCGAUAUCUACGGCUUCGAGAUAUUCCAGAGGAACGGCUUCGAGCAAUUCUGCAUCAACUUUGUCAACGAGAAGCUGCAGCAGAUUUUCAUCGAACUGACCCUCAAAGCUGAACAAGAAGAAUAUGUGCAGGAGGGGAUCAAGUGGACACCCAUCGAGUAUUUCAACAACAAGGUUGUGUGCGAUCUCAUAGAGAACAAGAGCCCUCCCGGCGUGAUGUGUAUCCUGGAUGACGUCUGUGCCACGAUGCACGCCAAGGGCGAAGGUGCAGACCAGACCCUCCUGAAGAAGCUGCAGUCGCAGAUCGGCAGCCAUGACCACUUCAACAGCUGGAACAAGGGCUUCAUCGUCCACCACUACGCAGGCAAGGUCUCGUACGAUGUGGAAGGCUUCUGCGAACGGAACCGAGACGUCCUCUUCACCGACCUCAUUGAGCUAAUGCAGAGCAGUGAACUACCGUUCAUUCGGGACCUGUUCUCGGAAAACCUGCACGUGGACAAGAAGGGGCGUCCGACUACAGUCAGCAGUAAGAUUAAGAAACAAGCCAAUGACCUGGUGACCACGCUGAUGAAAUGCACCCCUCACUACAUCCGCUGCAUCAAACCCAACGAAACCAAGAGAGCCAAGGACUGGGAGGAGACCAGGGUGAAGCAUCAGGUUGAGUACCUGGGACUGAGUGAAAACAUCCGCGUGCGACGGGCUGGCUACGCCUACCGAAGGCUCUUCCACAAGUUCCUCCAGAGGUACGCCAUCCUGACCAAGGAGACGUGGCCGAGCUGGAGGGGCGACGAGAGGCAGGGGGUGACACACCUGCUGCGGUCGGUCAAUAUGGAUCAGGACCAGUUCCAGCUUGGGAAACACAAGGUGUUCAUCAAGGCACCGGAGUCGCUCUUCCUGCUGGAGGAGAUGCGGGAGCGGAAGUUCAACAACUUCGCCCGGGUGAUCCAGAAGGCGUGGCGCAAACACAUCGCCGUCCGGAAGUACGUCCGGAUGCGGGAGGAAGCUUCGGACGUGGUCCUCAACAAGAAGGAGAGGCGGAGGAACAGUAUUAACCGGAACUUUGUGGGCGAUUACAUCGGCAUGGACAGUCGCCCGGAGCUGCGGCAGUUCCUGGGACGCAGAGAGCGCAUCGACUUCGCACACACCGUGCUUAAGUACAACCGCAGGUUCAAGAGCAUGAAGCAGGACCUGAUCCUCACGCCGCACUCCCUCUACCUGAUCGGCCGAGAGAAGGUGAAGCAAGGGCCCGAGAAGGGCACGAUCAAGGAAGUGCUGAAGCGGAAAAUCGAAAUUCCAAAGAUCCAGUCGGUCUCCCUCAGCCCCCUUCAGGAUGACUUGCUCAUCGUGCACGAGGCGCAGUACGACAGUGUGCUGGAGUCCACCUUCAAGACCGAGCUGCUCAGCCUCCUGUGGAAGCGAUACCAGGAGCGGGCGCAGAGGAAUCUGCCCCUGAGGUUCAGCAACCUGUUGGAGUUCAAGGUGAAGAAGGAGGGCUGGGGGCCGUGGGCAGCGGCAGGGACUCGCCAGAUCCAGUUCCGGGUGGGACAGGGCAAUGUGGCAGUGCUGAAACCCACUAACAAGCUGCUGGAAGUCAGCAUCGGACCUGGGCUGCCCAAGAAUGCCAGGCCGACAAGGAAAGACAAGAGAAAGAGUGCCUACAUAAAUUCAAGGCAACAGCUCCCUGCUGGUGACGUCCAGGUUACGACCCCGAGGCAGGACCCUCGCGCGGGACCCUCUCCACUGGACGCCCGUGUCCAGGGGAACUCGCUUCACCGCCAGACCAGCAUGGAGCAGCCGACCUUGCCCCGGCACGGGGCGUCGACGCGGGCUCAGGCCCACCCUGAGCAGCAGAACCUGGACUUCAUGAAUGUUCCUGACCAGGGCGUGGCAGGCUUACACAGGCGGAUGUCAAAGGAGGUGAAGCCCGUCCCGGGGGGAGGGCGCUCCAAACCCAAGCCCCGCCCGAGGCAGGCUCGUUGCCAGGCUCUUUACGCCUAUGAUGCACAGGACACUGACGAGCUGAGCUUCAACGCGGACGACAUCAUCGAGAUUGUACAGGAAGAUCCGUCUGGAUGGUGGGUCGGUCGAAUUCGAGGCAAGGAGGGUCUACUGCCAGGGAACUACGUGGAGAAGAUCUAAAUCCAGGACAGAGAAAAAAAUCCCAAACCCAGAGGGCAAAGGGGUGGGGUGGGUUGGAGGUGGCUACCACAGGCAUGGCUGAAAUUUGGGGGAAGGUAAUGCUCCUGGAGAAAGAGAGGGGUCUUUAAUAACUGGAGCUGCCCUCAAUGCCUGGAAUCAGGGCCAAAUACUGCCGGGAUUCAGCUCCCACCACCCUGAAGCUCACUCCAGCAAGGUGCCAGUAUUUGAUAAUCGUUGGUGGGUGUGUGUGGCCCUGGGUAGAAGGGGUCUUCUCAGACUCCCACCCUCCCAAUCCCUGCCAUGCGAUCCUUCAGUUUGUUGUAGGCUGAACAUUUAUUAAUUAAAGAAAACAGAAUUGA